AUGAUCAAAGCCUUGGUGCUUCCGUUGAGCUUAUUGAUUUGUGUAGCCGCGGAGAGUGGUCCCAACCAUCCGGCAAAGACUGUAAAGGAAGCGUCAUGGCCAGACGUUGCUGUAACAGCUUGCGGUCGUGGUCUAAGUAGCUUCAGCUGGGGUUUUAACACAAGUUCCAAGGGCUAUCCCGCCUUAUGCAGUUACGAGCCGGCAUUUGAAAGUAUGGCUUACUGCGCGAACAAUUUUCUAGCUAACAAGGGUUUAUCAAAAGACUUUCUUCUAAUUAUUGAAAGCUUCAAUACACUAUGCUCUUAUUAUGUGGAUGUGCCCCCAAGCUUUACAGAUGAAACAUUAUGGUCUGCAUUGGAAAACGGUACUUCUCACAUUCAGACAAGUUUUAAUGUUUCCGCCAUCAACUACGCGCCUGUUGCUGCUAACGCCACAUAUGUCAACAACUAUGCCACUGCUUACUACGCCUUCUUGAACAAUAUUGACAAAAGUAAUAUGUACGGAGCAGCUAUUUGCCUUUACUUUCUUGGCAUUUUUGUCUUGGCGGCUGCGAUAAAUUUUUUAAGGAUUAACGGAUUUCAUAAACCACUCCUAAAGAAAGGCUUCGUUAAUUACUUCAGAUCACACAUUACCAUUCCAGCAGUUUACCACAGGCAUGCUCAAGAAUUUAGUUAUUUCAAAGUUAUAACUGGGUUGAUACCAACCAGGUUAGAGGCGAUACUUGUCGUUGGCUAUGUCAUCCUCCACACUGUGUUGAUUGCAGUGGAUUAUGGGUUCGACUCACCCAAUCUACUUUUUUCGCCCAAAAAAGCUCAAAUUGCUAGGUUUGUCGCUGACCGUACUGGUAUUAUGGCAUUCGCACAUUUUCCGCUAAUUGUGCUCUUUGCUACCAGAAACAACUUUUUUCAGUGGAUUACCGGGUUGCAUUAUACUACUUUCAUAGUGUUCCACAAAUGGGUUUCCCGUAUGAUGUUUCUCGACGCUGUGAUACACGGCGCUGCUUAUACACACUACACUAUUAUUUAUAAGACGUGGAAGGAGUCCCGCGAAGAGAUCUAUUGGGAAUUUGGGGUUGCAGCAAUUAUUUUUGCAGGGCUAAUGAUACUCUACGCGUUCUAUUUUUUCAGAAAGAACUAUUACGAGGCCUUCUUGUACACCCAUAUUCUGUUUGGUGCUCUAUUUUUCUACAGUUGCUGGGAGCACGUCUGCCAACUAGGGUGGACCGAAUGGUUAUAUGCUGCGAUUGCGCUGUGGACUGUCGACAGAAUUGUGAGAGUUUUAAGAAUAGUUGCUUUUGGAUUCCCGGAAGCUACUUUCCGCCUCCUCGAGGAUGAUUUAGUGAGAUUGAGUAUUCCAAAAGUGAGUAAAAUAUGGCGGGCAAAACCAGGCCAGUAUGCGUUUAUUUAUUUUUGGCACCCACGAUACUUUUGGCAAUCGCACCCAUUCACUGUCAUGGACUCCAUUUUGAAUGAGAACGAGGUAAUUAUAGUCUUUAAACCAAAAGAGGGCUUGACUAGGUAUUUGAAGAAUCAAGUCAAAAAGUCAGGCGGUACGAUGAAAAUGCGUGUGUCGUUGGAGGGACCUUAUGGGUGUGGUUCAUCUUUGCAACAUUAUGAUAACGUAUUGUUAUUGGUUGGUGGUGCUGGUCUCCCAGGGCCGCUGUGUCAUGCCGUAAAACUUGCAGGGAAGUACAGUGAGCAAGGCAAGAAAAUAAAUUUGGUGCUUUCAAUGAGAGGCCCCUCUGUGUUAAAUGCAUUCAGCCCGGAGUUCGAAAAGCUCGCGGAAUUUGGAGUGAACGUCGAGCUUUACGAUACUAGUUUAUCUAGUUUGGAUGCACCUUGUCGAGAUCAGGCUUCUGAUGCUGUGGAGUCAGAUAAAGAGGAGGAAAAGGUCCAGACAAACCAAGUUUCAUCUCCUUGUGGCAACAUCGAGUUUACGGCAGUAGCUGGUAGACCGCCAUUGGAUGUCAUUUUAGAGAGAGCGGUGAAUGGAUCUUCAAGUCUGGCAGUUUUCUGCUGCGGACCUUCAUCACUAGUGGACACUGCUAGAAACCUCACUGCAUGCUAUGUUCGAAAGUAUCCGACAAAACCGAUCGAAUAUUUUGAGGAUUACCAGAGCUGGUAG
Molecule: messenger RNA, 2124 nt
Organism: Lachancea nothofagi CBS 11611
Lineage: Eukaryota; Fungi; Ascomycota; Saccharomycetes; Saccharomycetales; Saccharomycetaceae
Source: the annotation of a GenBank genome assembly